Messenger RNA from Emericellopsis atlantica, 2339 nucleotides. RefSeq lists its product as uncharacterized. The coding region runs from base 103 to 2232 and encodes 709 amino acids. Gene Ontology annotation, molecular function: protein binding. The transcript has 3 exons. The record is from RefSeq and is a predicted model, not a curated record. Lineage: Eukaryota; Fungi; Ascomycota; Sordariomycetes; Hypocreales; Bionectriaceae.
UUUCUCUGCUCGCAAAACACAGCCUAUCUCUUCCACACUGCCCUGUUUUGCCUGCCCACUUCUCCAAUACUUGUUGAGAUCUUCCUCGCUGAGCAGCACGCAAUGGUCGAGACUGAUGAGAGCAGCCCUGUGCUGCAGUCGGACGACCCCGUCACACUCUCAAUGGAGACGUUCCCCAAAGAGUACAGGGCGUCCAUCGAGCGAUACGAGAAGAUAUACGGACCAAAGUCGACAGGACUCCUCAACAUCUGCAAGAGAAUGGAGACGGGUGCUCCGGAAACACUGUACACAUCCUUCGCUAACGAGGACAUUGCAACAGGCCAGGCUAUCCUGACAGACCACCCCUUGUUCUUCGUCGACGACAAUAUGAAGGCGACUCCGCACAACACCCAAGUCAUCAAGAACUUCAGCGAGACGCUACACCCCAUGGGAAGAACCCUGCUCAAGGCUUUGCCCAACGUGCUCCACCGACAGCCCGUCAGCAAGCAAUACGCCCUGUGCAAGUCGUAUGGGCUACCGAUUCGCGGCGUCAAGGUACCUUUUGACCAGAACAUGAUCCCAACUGAGGGGGCCGAGCAAACAGACAACGUCCUCGGCGUCUUCCCCUUCAUCGCACGCUUCAUUCGUCACAGCUGUACGCCAAACGCUGUCGCUCAGCCAUACGACUACAAGGGACGAAUGAGCAUGGUCGUGCGCGCCUUGCAGCCGAUCCAGAAAGGAAAAGCCAUCUUUAUCGACUAUUUUGAUUGCGGAAGCGCGACAUAUAACGAGCGUCAGGAGAUGUCCGUGGAAAAGAUGGGCGAGCUGUGUUACUGCCAGUACUGCUGCUGGCAGCAUGGCUUCGAGCCACACGCAUUUGCGAGUCGCAGUGCGCAUGAUGUGGCGCGAAGCUCGAUCCAGCAGAUGCUGGAUGACCUCUGCCACAAGCGAGUGACACGGCCGAACAUGAGCAGCACGAUCCUCAAAGUCCGCGGCUUGAUGAGAAUUGUCUGUCUGGAGCAUGGUCCGCUGAGAAUGGAAAUGUUCCGAGCCGCGGCUGACCUGUGUCUUCAGGACAAGGAUUAUAUACGUGCCAAGUAUUUUUUGAGAAUGGCCCUGGAGAUCGACGGCCACAUAAAUGGGCGCGAAAGCAAGCGAUGUCGCCUUGCGCGACGCUUGUUCAGGCAAUUCGAGAAGAGUCUGCCGUCAGGGGUCAACGAAGAGCUGGCCGCCAUCGAGGAGGGUGCACCUCGAGACGCCCUGCAGCAGUGGCUGUAUCACUGCGACGACAGUCUGCCCAGGCCGUCGCAGGUUUCCCAGUUCUUUGACCUGCGGCAGAACCAAGAUAUCAUCAAGACCAUUGACACGGUACCCUGGAAACACAGCAUCGACCACCGGGAAUACGUGGCUGACGGCGAGCCCCGCACGCACUGGAUGAUCAUCGUGCAGGUCGACCACUGGGCACCGCCGAACAACCCGUCGUACGGCUGCGUGGACCAUGGGGGGAAGAAGCUGGAUCUCUGGACGCCUCAUUGGAGAGCCAACGAGCACGCGAAGCACAAGAGACUCGGCAGCGACUUCAGCGAGAUCAAGGUGGGCGUGGUGCUCUACCCUUUUGCCGUAGGGCACGGUGCGCUGUCCACGAAUCCGCUCGUUCACGUCCAGGAGAAGGAAAAUUUGACAGUCCUGCCCAUCCACACUAUCAAAGAGCUGAUGGAGCUCAACGACCGCAUCCAGCGAUACUGCCCACCGAUUCAGAUUGGCAAGGAGCAUCGGAACUGCUUUGGGUGCUAUGGCAUCUUUGAAAAGACAAUGCAAUGUUCACGCUGCGGCUUCUUCCGCUUCUGCGACAAGGAGUGCUUCAACAAGGCGUGGCCUCGACACAAGCAAGACUGCGACGCAUUGUCCGACGCAGACGUGCGAGAGCUGUUUCUCCGUGACUGGCGCCGCUUCGAGGCGCCGGUGGAAUUUUCUCUCGCGAGGGAGGACUGGAUCGCGUACCAGAACAGGAGGAAGAGGGAUCAGAAGAUGGUCACCUCCGCCAUCAAAUACGCCGACCAGAAAAGGAUCGAGGCGGCAAAAGAGUUGGCCAUGGCUGCUGUGCACAGUAUCGUCAGCAACAAGGCCAAGGCUCUCGAUGAGAGAAGAAAGGAGAAUGAGGAGGCCGCCGUAGAAGGUCAGGCAGAUGGCAAAAACGGAGCAGAGCCCAAGAGCAAGCCGAAAAAGUCUAGGAAGCGAAGGACAAAGAAGUAAAGGGAGCAAAAAGGGGGAAGGCAGGUAUUGCAUGAGGCCAUGACUGAAUAUGAAGAUAUGCGCUCCUCCGACCAUUUGAGACUAAUGAUAAGGGUAUACAAAGGAAC